Messenger RNA from Orbicella faveolata, 1691 nucleotides. RefSeq names its product retinol dehydrogenase 12-like. Lineage: Eukaryota; Metazoa; Cnidaria; Anthozoa; Scleractinia; Merulinidae. The record is from RefSeq and is a predicted model, not a curated record.
GAACGCCUUUCAGCGUUCAGCUUCCUUCCAGCUCGAUCUUAGGUUUCAAUAUGGCCAAAACGUGGAUGAGAGUUGUGCUUCUAUUUCUUUCAGUGUUUCUGUCAGAAAUAAUCGCAUAUACAUCUGGAGCAUUACCAUGUGAGGAUCAUCACCCACGUUGUGGUCAUUGGGCAUCCAAAGGAGAAUGCAAGAAAAAUGUCAAAUGGAUGUCGAAACACUGCCGGAUUAGCUGUGGCCUGUGUGCUCAAGCCAAUGUCCAUGAUCUUUAUAAUCAAGCCAGAAUGGAAAAACAUGGAGCUUUUCAGCUACUCAUCGCCCUGAUCAUCGUAGUUGUAGUUGGGGUGUUCACCAAGAUAUACUUUGAAGGACCUUCCUGUCCAAGUUCUGCAAAGUUGACAGGUAAAACUGUGGUGAUAACAGGUGGAAACACUGGCAUUGGCAAAGAAACAGCACGAAUCGUAGCAUGGAGAAAGGCAAGGGUAAUCAUUGGCUGCCGAAACAUCACAAAGGGAUUACAAGCUGCAGCAGAAAUCAUAGAAAACACUGGAAAUAGAAAUGUGGAAGUCAAAAAACUGGACUUAUCUUCAUUUAAAUCAGUGCGGAAAUUUGCUGAAGAGAUUAAUGAGGAAGAAGACAGGGUUGAUGUCUUGAUAAACAAUGCUGGUUACUUUGGACCAUAUUUGUCAACAGUUGACGGGCUAGAAAACACAAUUCAAGUGAAUUACCUAAGUCAUUUCUUAUUGUCUCAUCUGCUUCUUGAUAAGCUUAAGGCGUGUUCACCCAGCCGUAUUGUUAAUGUGUCCUCUCAGCAGCAUGCUAAGGUGUCACAAAUUGAUAUCAACAAAGUCUUGUCACAGAAGAAGGAGGAUUAUGGAGUGUUCAAAGUCUAUAGCAACAGUAAAUUGUGUCAGCUGCUCUCCACCAUUGAAAUGAGUAAGAGAUUAAAAGGAUCAGGAGUCACAGUCAAUGCCCUUCAUCCUGGAGUAGUAAGAACUGAAAUAAUACGAAAUUUCAGGAUUCUGCAAAUGUGGAUUUUGAGGCCAGUUCUCUUGUUUGUGAUGUAUUUCUUUUUCAAGACACCCAACGGUGGUUCCCAGACAUCAGUCUACUGUGCAGUUGCAGAGGAACUGAAGAAUGUUUCUGGGGAAUACUUCAAGGACUGUGCAUUGAAAGAAUGCAGUGCUUUGGCUAAAGAUGAAGCGUUAGCUAAAGAGCUUUGGAAACAAAGUGAACAGCUUACUGGAAUAAACAAAAACUGAUCCAGAGUUAACAAAGCCAAUUGCUUCGGGACCAACAUCAUGUUUACACUAAAUUUUUAAUUUUUGUUUUCAAUACUAGUUUUAUUCUUCAUAUCACAGAAGUCCACCUCUUGACUCUUUAUAUCCCAGACUAAGAUAUACGAUUUUCAAUUGCACGCUAUUUUACGCCUAAAGCGAUAUCGGUAUUUGUUCCUCCUCCUUCUCUAUCGCCCAGGUCAAAUGAGACGAACGAACGAACACGAGACGAACGAACAGAGUUGAGUCAACUGACAUCGAACUUAUCAUGAUCUUAAUUCGCUCAGUUUAGUUCGUCUCUUGUGAAGUUCGACGUUUGAUCUCGGCCUUAUUCGUUUUCUUUGGUAAUAUUUAUUUGAUCUCUCUCAAGGUGAACGGUCUCAAAGGGAAUAUUGAUCAGGGCCGUAGCCAGAAACA